Molecule: messenger RNA, 1782 nt
Organism: Arxiozyma heterogenica
Lineage: Eukaryota; Fungi; Ascomycota; Saccharomycetes; Saccharomycetales; Saccharomycetaceae
Gene: MED1
Product: Med1p
Exons: 1
Coding region: 1-1782 (593 amino acids)
Biological process (GO): regulation of transcription by RNA polymerase II
Cellular component (GO): mediator complex
Molecular function (GO): transcription coregulator activity
Source: RefSeq, a predicted model, not a curated record
AUGGCAGUGGAUUCUUAUAUGGAAACAUUGAACCAGAUGGUUCAAUUGUUUAAAGAAUAUAAACCUGGAUCUGUGACUUUGGAAAAUAUUACUAGACUCUGCCAAACUAUGGGACUAGAAUCUUUUGUUGAUGAUAUAAGUAACGAUUUGGCAAGAUUAUCAACCGCCUCAAAAAUUAUUGUGAUUGAUAUUGAUUUUGAUAAGAUCAACAAUAAAGUCAAAGACGUGAAGUUGGUUCUUGCCUCGAAUUUUGAUUACUUCAAUUAUUUUAUCGACGACUAUGAUCAGAGCAAAGGUGAAAGUAAUAACGUCCUUUUGAAUUCUUUAAUCUUAUACAAUGAUUUGAAACAGUUCCAUAACAAUUUGCAAUUUUUGAAUCUUUUAGAUACUUACUCACAAGUGGAUAUAGACAAUUCCACAUCUGCAGGUCCCACAAUGGGAAAUAUUUUUAAUGGCGCGAACCAUAGUAGCAACACUAAUAAUCACGCAGGAAGCAUUGGUUUUUCCUUUGAUAAUAGUAAUACCACCACUAAUCCUACAAAUAAUGGAAAUUCUAAUAAUAAUAUUCUUAGUACUGGAACAAUGAAUGAUUCCAAUACUCUGACAAAUCAAAAUGCGACGAAUAAAAAUGGCAAACUUGAUUUAUUCAAAUACUUCACUGAAUUAAGAGAACAUACAACCAAAUACGUCCAAACUUAUAAUAAAAAUCUAAACGUCGUAGCAAAUUUAGGUAACAAUAUUGGUGUGUACAUUAUAAAACCAAAUAGUGACCAAACUACAACUGACAAAAAAUAUGUAGAAAAUGGUUCAAAUAUUUUAGCUAAGAUUACUAUACAAAAAUCUAAAAAUCCUCAACAUCAGUUAUUUGAAUAUAUUUAUUCUGACGCUACCAAAAAUUGGAUGAAUGAAACACCAAACAACAAUAUCUGUGGUGCUAGUCUUAUUUUAGAAAUAUAUAACGAGGAUAUUUAUUUCCCUGAAAGUUUUGUUACUGAUGACAUGAUCUAUGAUAAUUCUCCUGAAAAUACCAAAGAAAAGAAUACAUAUAUCUCACAAUUAUUAAAUAACGUUAUUAUAAAUACCAAUAAUACUACUGAUAGGAUUUCUAAUGAAAAAGAAAUCGUUCUUUUAAAUAAUUUCACAACAAAAUUAAUCAAUGUCAAAAAAAUUGACAUAAGUAACGAAAAUUUAGACUUACUCAGUGAUAUAUUGAAAUGGAUAGAAUGGUAUAAUGAAGUGUUAAUACCAUUGUUUAAUAUGCUUGAAACAACUAUCAAGGGCACAAGGAAUAUAAAUGAACAAAACAACUCAUUCAAUUCGCAUCGUCUGCACCAUUUUCAUAAUCACAACAAAAGAAGGCUAUCAAAUAUCAUUGUUGGCCCCAAUAAUCUCCCACACACAUCAAUAAGACAUAGAAGAUCAUCAUCUAAGAACAAAAAACCCAAUUUGACAGAAUCUACCAUACUUAAAGAAGAAGGAUUACAACAAUUUAAUUUACAUGAUAUUCUAUCACAACCUGUUGUAGAAGAAACGGAAUUAGCUUUGUCAGUUAACCCCAACAAUGAGGAAGCAUUAAUUGUUGACGACGAUGAAUCUGAUAAAAUGGUAAUUGAUGAUAAUGGCAUGAUGUCUUCCAAUAAUACUUCGAUAAACCAAAGUACACUCCAAUUUAUUCUAUCUGAAGAUAAUAUGGAAUUUAAUAAUCAACUGAGAUGUAGUUUGUAUGACGACAGAAAUAAUUGGGACAUAUUUUUGAGAGAUAUAAAAAAUUUUAUAGAGUAA